UCAAUGAAAAUCAAAAUCUUCAAAAAUUCCUUUCGAUUCAUUAUGUUUUUCCAUCAACAAAACUGUUCUAAUUAUUAAUAAACCUCCAUAUUUCACAACAUAAUGGAAAGUUUCAAUACGAUCCACCGUCCUAUAUCCCACAUAUUAUAUGCCUUGUUCAUAAUUUUCUCAACUACUAUUCCAAUCUCUCUAUGCGAGAUCAAGAACACAAGAAUCGUCGACGAUUCCCGGGCUUUGAUCUUGUUCGAAAAAUUCGGAUUUUACAAGAAUGGUCACGUAUCGAUUUCACUCGAAGAUGUUUCAUGGAAGCUAUCUAACCAAGAGAGAAAUAAAAAAUCACACCUCAAACCUUCUUCCAUGGGAUUCUUCCUUGUUCGACACCCGGCAUACACACAAAUCCUCAUAGAAUCCGAGACCAACAGAAACUUCUGCGUUUUAUCAAGCCAAUACAUAAAACCCAUAUUCAAUUUCGAAAAGCUCUCAGACAACAAAAGCUACGACAAUGGCGUCUCAACCACCAUCGAAGAAUCAGACGAAUACAGUUUGGUUUUCGGGAAUUGCCAGCCAGAGUUCCAAGUAUCAAUGCACGUUCAUACAGAAAUGUACAACGAUUUACCAAACGGUGGAAAAGAUUUCCUUCCCGCGGGUCAAACCAACUUGCCCCAACUCUAUUUCCUUUUCUUCCUCCUCUACGUCUUGUUCCUCGGGAUUUGGAUCUUAAUCUGCAUGAAACAAAGAAACACUGUGGAUAAGAUCCAUGUGGUUAUGGCCGUUUUGCUUCUCGUCAAGGCAUUGAAAAUGGUAUGUGCAGCAGAGGACAAAUGGUACGUGAGGAAUACCGGAACGCCGCAUGGUUGGGAUAUUGCUUUUUACAUCUUCGGAUUCUUCAAAGGGAUUAUGCUUUUCACCGUCAUCGUUCUCAUAGGGACUGGAUGGUCAUUCUUGAAACACUACCUUCAAGAAAGGGAAAAGAAGGUUUUAAUGGUAGUGAUUCCUUUGCAGGUUUUGGAAAACAUUGCUUCUGCUAUUGUUGGAGAGACUGGUCCUGCAACCAAGGACUGGAUGACGUGGAAUGAGACGUUCUUGUUAAUUGAUAUUGUCUGUUGCUGCGCUGUGUUUUUUCCGAUUGUUUGGUCGAUCAGAAACCUGAAAGAAGCGUCGGAGACCGAUGGGAAAGCUGCUAGGAACCUUGAAAAGCUAACGCUUUUCAAGCAGUUCUAUAUUGUUGUCGUGGUGUACUUGUACUUUACUAGGGUUGUGGUUUUGUCUAUAGGAGCUAUUAUUAGUUAUAGGUAUGAAUGGGUUUUGCAAGCUGCUUCGGAAUCAGCGAGUUUGGCUUUCUAUGUGUUUAUCUUCUAUAAUUUUCAACCGGCUGAGAGGAAUCCAUACUUAAAGAUUGAUGAAGAUCAUGAUCAUCAUGAUGAAAAUUCUGCGGGCCAGAUUCUAGAAGAAGACGAUGACCCAUUUGAGUUGUAGCACUCUUCUUAUUUUCUAUGAUCGUAGCAAGCACAUUAUUCAAUAUAUGUAGAUCUUCUAGAUAUUUUGUAAAGUAAUUUAAUGUAUGCAAACUCUAUGAGCAAGGACUUGAAUU
This is a messenger RNA of Ziziphus jujuba (common jujube), 1591 nucleotides long. Its product is annotated as protein CANDIDATE G-PROTEIN COUPLED RECEPTOR 7. The transcript has a single exon. Lineage: Eukaryota; Viridiplantae; Streptophyta; Magnoliopsida; Rosales; Rhamnaceae. The record is from RefSeq and is a predicted model, not a curated record. The coding region runs from base 103 to 1476 and encodes 457 amino acids. Gene Ontology annotation, cellular component: membrane; Golgi apparatus. Gene Ontology annotation, biological process: transport.